AUGCCUGCUCCUCUGGGGAAUAUCCCCGAUCUGAAAAUUGAUGAGACAGCAGAGGCGGCUGUUGAGGAGCCUGUGUCUGAACUAUACUCACACCCUAAUGGCUCAAACUCGUCGUUCACACACUCAAAUGCGUAUCGCUACUCCCGAUCGCGCUCUCCCAAACGUGUCUCGUCACCAAUAAGAAAAGGGUCUCCAACGCGUCAGCAACCCUUCAGAUUUGGAUCCAUCACAAUGAAUAACUCCAGCGAAAACCUUUCUUUGAAGCCCGGAAGUACAGUCCCCAUGAACGGCCCAAGAGCUUCAUAUCGACGUGGUCACAGAUACAAGCAUUCCUCCGUGUCGAUGAACAUGUUUCAAGAGCCGCCCAAACGUACGUCGGUGCCAAUUCCUCAGCAAUACCCUCUUCCAACUUACAAAGAAGUGGUCGCAACCCUGAGCUUACAAGAUAAACUUAAGCUUGCAUACUGUGGUUUCCUAAUUUUGCUCAGCCUGGCAACCUAUUUAAUAGGCUUCAGGUUCGGUAAUCUUUGUCUGUCAACGCUUUCGCAUCUCGUCUUUUAUCACUCCAUUGGCAACUUGAUUACUGUGAUCGUGCAGGUCAUGACCAACUUCCCAAUAUGGAACGACUCGUCGCUGAAGUAUCCAUUUGGACUGGGCAGAAUAGAGGUGCUGGCCGGAUUUGGGCUGUCAGUGUCUCUUCUCUUUGUGGGUGUUGAUCUUUUUUCCCAUAUCUUUGAGAACGUGAUGUUCACUCUCGCUCUUGGAGACCUCGAUGAGGCCGCCCAUGCUCACCAUGUUCACGGCGAAAAAGGACAUCUCAACCUGGUGUUCUACGAGUGCUACCUGUUAACGAUCUGUUUUGUGACAUUACUGUCACCUCGUAUCAUUUCAAGAACGAAGAAACCGGCUGAGCCAGUCAUUUUGCGCCCCAAAAGAGUAAAUUCCAUCACUUUACAAGAAGAGCCGGUGGUCAAUAUUAAGUCGCAGAUUAAAAAGACCCAAAACCAACUCUCCAAUUAUACAAGCAUUCUGUCAAUUGGCUACGCAGUCUACGCCAUGAUGUACCCCUUUGUUGCGCAUAUAGAGCUGGUGACGGCUGUAAACGAAAUGUCGAGCCUGAUCUUGGCCUUCACGGUGCUAUUUCUGGCAUGGAGGCUAAUAUCUCGCCUCUCGGGAAUUCUUUUGCUGCGCAACCCCCGCACCGACAUUGAGCCUCGCAUUGUCCAGAACAUACAGUCAUUGGAAGUGUACAAAUCAUCAUACAAAAUCGGACGGCUAAAGAUUUCCAAGGUUAACCACAAAAUAUAUGUGGUUAUUCUCAGCAUGCGCAUGGCUGGGGCCUCGGACGACGACGAGUCAAAAAUGAGAUUUUACGCUUCUCGUAUUAUCCGCAGCAUUAUGUGCCAAGAUGAGGCAGCAGAGGUCGAUCUGGACGCUGAGUUCGACUACAUGGACCAAUCUGGCGAGCAAUUCGAAAUCACCAUCGAUAUCCAACGGGUGUAG
Messenger RNA from Ogataea parapolymorpha DL-1, 1503 nucleotides. RefSeq lists its product as uncharacterized. NCBI's taxonomy places the organism in Eukaryota, Fungi, Ascomycota, Pichiomycetes, Pichiales, Pichiaceae. Gene Ontology annotation, biological process: transmembrane transport; intracellular zinc ion homeostasis; zinc ion transport. Gene Ontology annotation, molecular function: zinc ion transmembrane transporter activity. Gene Ontology annotation, cellular component: Golgi apparatus; membrane. The transcript has a single exon. Bases 1 to 1503 code for a protein of 500 amino acids. The record is from RefSeq and is a predicted model, not a curated record.